Molecule: messenger RNA, 1736 nt
Organism: Sphaerodactylus townsendi
Lineage: Eukaryota; Metazoa; Chordata; Lepidosauria; Squamata; Sphaerodactylidae
Product: zinc finger protein 202-like
Exons: 7
Coding region: 351-1736 (461 amino acids)
Biological process (GO): regulation of DNA-templated transcription
Source: RefSeq, a predicted model, not a curated record
AAGCUGGAGGACCUGGGGACAUUUGAGAAGGGAGGCGGGGCUGGCGGGCGAGGAGUCCUCCGUCUUCCCCCGGACCCAGCCCGGCUCUUUCCUGCUUCGUUGGGAGGGGGCACCCUUGCCUUGGAUGGCUGUGAAGCGAAGGAUGCAAUCCUGCUUGCAAUUUGGACAUACUGGUAGGUGAUGCCCUCUGAGAAGAAGCCAUCAAGACCCAUGUCCCAACAAGAUGCUGUAGGAACAGCUUGCUGAGCUUGCCUUUCAGUAGCUGCAAACUGAGGCCCAGCAAGGGUCAAAACAACCAGCUGCCCAGGUUGGCCUGUUGAAAACUGAAGGGGAAGGAGUUAGGUUUAAAAAUGGAGGAGAGAGUCAAAACCACAAGGGAGGUUCCCCAAACUGUCAAUGAAACGUGCUUAAAGGAACUCCCAAGACAGGUGGCCUCGCAAAAAGGUGAACGACAACCAGAUGAUAGGUUGUCUCAGCAACGGGCAGCCCAGCGUCAAGAGUUCCUGAAAGCUCUGGAUUCCCAUUGUUUAGGAUGGGGAAACCCACAGCUGAUAAAACUUGGGCCCUGGGAUGACGCCAAGGCCUUCCUGGCCUCCUUUGAACAAGUGGCCGAGGCCUGUCAGUGGCCCAGGGAAGAAUGGGCAACCCGGCUCCUACCAGCACUGAGUGGAGAAGCCCAUCAGGCCUUUAGCAGCCUAGAGGCCAGAGACAGAGAGGAUUAUGGGAAAGUGAGGGCAGCCAUCUUGCGUAGGGAAGCUGGCUGCAUGGAAGCCCUGCGGCAGCAUUUCCGGCAGUUCCGCUAUCGGGAGGUGGAGGACCCACGGCGGGUUUACAACCAGCUCCGGGAGCUUUGCCACCUGUGGCUGAAGCCAGAGAGGCACUCGAAGGAGCAGAUCUUGGAGCUGCUAAUCCUGGAGCAGUUCCUGGCCAUUUUGCCCCAGGAAAUCCAGAGCAAGAUCAGAGCCAGGGACUUAGAGGCUGGCAUUUCAACAUUGGCAGAAGAGUUCCUGAAGAAUCCUCAAGAGGCCAAGUCCUGGGAAUGGCAGGUUCCAUUGGAGGAGGCAGAUGUGAGGCCAGAAACCAAGAAGGUUCUUCAGAGACAGAACUACAUGGGGGCCAGGGAGAAAGCAGAGGGGGAUCUCUGUUUGCUCGCCAGUGGAAUAAUGUCCACAAGCCAUCCUAGCUCAGUGCUGACCCCUGAAGACAAAGACUUGACUGAAGGUGAACUUGAUGAGGCAGCUGUGAAUUUGAAUGAGGUGAUGGUGUCUUUGGACAACGUUGACUGUGCCAUGUUGAACUCCAGCCAAGGAACCAUGCACUGGGAAGUCAUGCAGGAGAACUCAGAGGAUGUCAGCAACUUAGGAGGAUUUGUGAUUCCCAAACCAGAAGCUGUAUCCCAGAUGGAACAAGGAGAAAUUACCUUUGUCCAGGACUCAGAGGAAGGGGAAGAAUUUCCAGGAAGCCUCUCUGGUGAUGAGGAUCCAAGCAAGGUCAAGGUGGAGUAUUCCCCACAAGGAGACAGUGAGCCGGAGGAAAUAUACAGCAUGUCUUUGGAGAUAUCCCAAGGAAAGGCUUCUCUGGUAGCUGAGAUUCAUGAGUCAGGAUGUGACUCUGAUGGAAAAAAAGGAUGGAAUGAAUCCAUGCAAGGUCCAAUGGCAGUGAAGGAAACCGCAGGGCACUCCAGGGUGAAUAAGUUUUUGCACUCCAAGACUGGGAAAAUGAGUAUGCAGCUGUAA